AUGCUUCCUGCUCUCAAUCAAUCUAUAAAAUUGUCUAAUGGUAUUAAUAUGCCACUUUUUGGGCUUGGGACCUGGCAAGCUCAGUCAGGUGAAAUUAAAAAAGCUUUAAAAAUAGCUCUUGAUAAUGGUUAUCGUUUAAUCGAUACAGCCAAAAUUUAUGGAAAUGAAAAAGAAAUAGGGGAAGUUUUAAAAGAAUAUUUUUCAUUAGGUAAAUUGGUAAGGGAUGAUGUUUUUGUUACUACUAAACUUUGGUGUACACAUAAUAAACCAACAUUUAUUGAAUCGGAAUUAAAAAAUUCACUGAAAAGACUUCAACUUAAUUAUGUUGACCUGUACCUAGUACAUUUUCCAACAUGUUUUAAUAAUUCCGGAACUAAAUUUGAUACUUCUGUUACUAUUGAGGAUACAUGGAGAGGAAUGGAAAAAGUAUAUGAGAAAGGUCUCACCAAAGCAAUAGGAGUAUCAAAUUUUUCCAAUGAACAAAUUGAAAGAAUUAUGAAAAUAGCUAAAAUUCCAAUACAUAAUUCUCAGGUUGAAGUUUACCUUUAUUGGCCACAAUAUGAACAUCAUGAGUGUUGUAAGAAAUAUAAUAUUUCAUUGACUGCCUAUGCUCCUAUUGGAUCACCAGGAAGAGUCAAUUACUCUGCAAUUAAUUGGGGUAAAACAAUAGAUGUUCUUGAGGAUGAGAUUGUUGCUAAGAUGGGAAAAAAGUAUAAAAAAACUCCAGCACAAAUUCUUUUACGUCAUCUUAUUCAAAGAGAAAUUUCUGUUAUUCCAAAAUCUUCAAAUGAACAAAGAAUCAUUGAAAAUAGUCAAAUAUUUGAUUUUGAAUUGAGUAACGAUGACAUGACGACAUUAAACAAUAUAUCAACUCGUCAAAGACUUUUUAAACAAGAAUUUAUGAUUGGCCAUCCAGAAGAUAGUUUCAUUAAAGAAAGAUAA
Molecule: messenger RNA, 942 nt
Organism: Strongyloides ratti
Lineage: Eukaryota; Metazoa; Nematoda; Chromadorea; Rhabditida; Strongyloididae
Product: Alcohol dehydrogenase [NADP(+)]
Exons: 2
Coding region: 1-942 (313 amino acids)
Cellular component (GO): cytosol
Molecular function (GO): aldose reductase (NADPH) activity
Source: RefSeq, a predicted model, not a curated record